AAUUACCAAAUAAAAUAGAAAACUAUAAUAUCCGUUAAACUUUAACACACUCCACCCUCUUUCUUUCUUAAGCACGCACACCUUUUCACGUGAUCCAGCCAUAUUUAAACACCGUCCUCGAGCUCUCGAGGAAUCGAAUUUUCCAAUCGGGCUGCAGAGAAAGAGCCAGUCGACAGAAGAUACCAACCUGCCUACCAUCAGGAGCUGACAGCCUCGCCAGUCGCCACAGAAACGACUACUACCCGUGCCGUGAGUAACGAAAAGGGAGAGAGAGCUCGCUCGCUCGCUCGCUCGCCUCUGGCCUCCGGCAUCUCCUCCAUUCCUCUCUGCUCGGUGCCCGCGUCGCGAGAAGAGAUCACGAGAGGUAAGGUAAUGGCCGAGGCAGCGGCAAGGGGAGCGCGAUGAGGUGCGCCAGGCACCCGUACGAGGGCGGCGUCGGCGUCUGCGCGCCGUGCCUCCGCGACCGCCUGCUCGCGCUUGCCGCCGCGCAGAACGCCGCGUCCUCGCUGCCCCCGCCCCUACCCCCACCGGAGCCGCCCGAGCCCGAGCCGGUGUUCCCGAGAUCCGUGUCGUCGCCGUACGUGUGCCGCCGCAAGUCCGACGCGUCGUCGGCGCCGCGGGGGCGCCCGCCGGGGAGCCUGCUCUUCUUCCGGACGCCGCAGGUCGGCCCCGCGUACGGCGCCGGGUCAGGAGCUGCUGCCGGGUUCGAGGAUGGCGACAUCGGGUUGUUCCGGAGGCGGCGCGGCAGGUUCUCCGUGCUCGCCACGCUCUUCGGCCACACACCGGACGACGACAGACAAGGCGGCAAGGAGCGGAGGCACAGGCCGUCCUCCUGGCUCGCGGCGAUCGUGCCGCGCGCCCGACGUAGGAGGAGGAAGGACGGGGAGGCGAGCGCUCUGCCGCCACCGUCCCCACCGCGGCGCUCAUGCCGCGGGAUCAGCGACCGGGGACUCUCGCCGGUGAGGUACUACGCCGACGGGGACGGCGAGGAGAGCACCUCACCGGCGGAGUCGCCGUGGUGGCUACCUUCGCCGUCGCCGAUGCGGAAAACCCCAUGCCGUCGCCGCCUGGGACUGGGACUGGGAGCGCCUGGGGCCGGCGUCUCGGGGUUCUCGGUGUGCAUCAGCCCGCUCGUGCGGCCCAGCCUGGGGAGGCACCUCCGCGGCGGCCACCCGCCGGACGCGAUCGUCGCUGGAGAGCUUCGCCCGUCGCCGCUCCACCCGCUCACUUCCAGCGCCUCGCUCCACCACUGCCGCUCCUGGAAGCUCGCCGACGGCGGCCGGUUCCGGUGAACUCAUCGACGACUCCCUGUCCAUGUGACCCUGUAAAACUCCUUUCUCACUGUUCUCCAACAUGCUCGGUCCAUUUUUCACACAGAACUUACACGACCAUUGUUACUUCGUGGGUUUUAUCCUUUUUAUUUUUCCUUUUUUUUUUAUUUUGGUUUUACCUUGACGUGAAAGCUAGGGAAAACAAGGAAUUUGUGCCUCGCAAGCUGUUCCACUGACAUUUGGGCACCGACAUUUCUAACGGUGCCGUUUGUCAGCGGAACAUGUUGCAACGCUGUAAAAAGGAUCAAGCUCCCCGUGCUCAGUGUUCAUGUACAGCUUAUUGCGCCUUAUCGCGUUCUGAGAUUCUCCGGUCAAGAAGCUUGAUGAGGUCUGGUUAGAUGGUGUAAAGGCCAUGUGGGCGGAAUUAAAUGCUCGAAUUAUUAA
Messenger RNA from Sorghum bicolor (sorghum), 1715 nucleotides. RefSeq lists its product as uncharacterized. The coding region runs from base 402 to 1292 and encodes 296 amino acids. NCBI's taxonomy places the organism in Eukaryota, Viridiplantae, Streptophyta, Magnoliopsida, Poales, Poaceae. The transcript has a single exon. The record is from RefSeq and is a predicted model, not a curated record.